Diversispora eburnea is the source of this 1053-nucleotide messenger RNA. Lineage: Eukaryota; Fungi; Glomeromycota; Glomeromycetes; Diversisporales; Diversisporaceae. The record is from the annotation of a GenBank genome assembly.
AUGGAAGACGGCGACAAGUAUCCCUUGGGUGACAAAGACAUUCCUAAAGAAGGCGAAUUUAGAUCUCAUGGAUGGGUUAAGACUAUCAAUUCAAUACCCGGCAUUAUCACUUUAGCGAUUGCGGCGUGUUUUAUAGUCGCCGUCAUUCUCUACUUAAUCAUACAAAUCAACCUUAAUUCUAAAGUGGAAGAUAAAAAUACAAAUCUUUUUAAAUAUAUCAUUGAUUAUUUUUCUCUUAACAAAGAAGAAGAAGAUAAAACAAGGCCAGCCAGGAUUAUCGUUUUUCUUGUCCUAGCUACCGGCUUGGUACUCAUUGUCUUUUACAAUAUCAAUAAAAUGAGGGAUCGCCCGCGGAUAUCUGUGACAUUGGUAGAUAACUAUAUGUCGCCAACUAUUCAAUUAUGUCCACGGCUCGAGAGUUCUAUUGAAUACGCGGUUUAUACUGAAAAAAUUAAUGAUGUUUUUAAAGAAGAAACGACUAUAGAUUCAUUACCUAAUUUAACUUCCUAUGAUCCAAUUUAUAAACCAGAUUACUUAACAACUUGCUACCUAUUUAAUUACACAUCAUUGCCGAGGCCGAAGAAAGAUGUCGGAAUGUUCUACGCUUUUAUCUUUAAUCAAACUACCUAUGUUGAUGUUUUCAUUGGUGAUGACAAAAAUACGGACUGGAGCCUUUCUAUUCCUGAAAGUAAAGGAUAUGGCGAUGUAGGAUCGCAAACAAUAUUAUCAUAUGGUUUAAUCUUUUAUACGGAGACUCGCUACAUUGAAUUGGACAAAAGUCACAUCCAUCGUGGCUUCCAAUGUUCUGCCCUCACUUACGAUUUAUCAGGAUUUAAUGAAACUAGAAUUGGAAUUCAUGUACCAAAACAAGUCAUAACACAGGUUGAAGAGCCGGCUCUCGAACUAGCUGACGCUUUCGGCAACAUCGGGGGUUACAUUAGCAUAUGUGGCCUUUUUGCUUUUCUCUUUGGGGAAUAUGGGAUUGUAACUUAUUUCUCAAAGAAAGGAAAAGAAUCAGAUGAUAAAGGCAUAGAUGGUAAAGAUGCAGUCUGA